Closterium sp. NIES-65 is the source of this 1302-nucleotide messenger RNA. NCBI's taxonomy places the organism in Eukaryota, Viridiplantae, Streptophyta, Zygnematophyceae, Desmidiales, Closteriaceae. The record is from the annotation of a GenBank genome assembly.
AUGGACGUAGACGUGGACGUGGACCUGGACGUGGACGUGGACAUGGACAUGGACGUGGACGUGGACGUGGAGAACUUGGACGUGGAGGAUUUGGAUGACUUGGACGUGGACAUGGACGUGGACAUGGACGUGGACUUGGACGUGGACAUGGACUUGGACAUGGACGUGGACAUGGACGUGGACAUGGACUUGGACAUGGACGUGGGCAUGGACGUGGACGUGGACUUGGACGUGGACGUGGACGUGGACGUGGACAUGGACGUGGACAUGGACGUGGACGUGGACAUGGACGUGGACAUGGACGUGGACAUGGACGUGGACGUGGACGUGGAUGUGGACGUGGACGUGGACGUGGACAUGGACGUGGACAUGGACGUGGACGUGGACGUGGACGUAGACGUGGACGUGGACGUGGACAUGGACGUAGACAUGGACGUGUACGUGGACGUGGACGUGGACGUGGACAUGGACGUGGACGUGGACGUGGACGUGGACGUCGACAUAGUCGUGGACGUGGACGUGGACGUGGACGUGGACAUUGUCGUGGUCGUGGACGUGGACGUGGACGUGGACGUGAACGUGGUCGUGGACGUGGACGUGGACGUGGACGUGGACGUGGACGUUGACGUGGACACGGACAUGGACAUGGACGUGGACGUGGACGUGGACGUGGACGUUGACGUGGACAUGGACGUGGACGUGGACGCGGACGUGAACGUGGUUGUGGACAUGGACGUGGACGUGGACGUGGACAUGGACGUAGACGUGGACGUUGACGUGGUCGUUGACUUGGACGUGGAGGUGGACGUGGACGUGGACGUGGUCGUGGACAUGGACGUGGACGUGGACGUGGACGUGGACAUGGACGUGGAUAUGGACGUGGACGUGGACGUGGACGUGGUCGUGGACGUGGUCGUGGACGUGGACGUGGUCGUGGACGUGGACGUGGACGUGGUCGUGGACGUGGACGUGGACGUGGACGUGGACGUGGUCGUGGACGUGGUCAUGGACGUGGAGGACUUGGACGUGGAGGACUUGGACGUGGACGUGCACGUGGACGUGGACGUGGACGUGGUCAUGGACGUGGUCGUGGACGUGGAGGACUUGGACGUGGAGGACUUGGACGUGGACGUGGACAUGGACGUGGACGUGGACGUGGACGUGGUUGUGGACGUGGUCGUGGACGUGGACGUGGUCGUGGACGUGGUCGUGGACGUGGACGUGGUCGUGGACGUGGUCGUGGACGUGGACGUGGUCGUGGACGUGGAGGACUUGGACGUGGAGGACUUGGACGUGGACUGA